GCGCGGGAUCGGGAGCGGGAACACCACCGGCACCAGGAACACCACCGCAACCGGACCGGAAGUAGAGCGAGGGCGGGCGCUGCAUUGGCCGCACUCCCCCUUCAUCAUCUAUCGUAUUUAUUGAGCGCUCACUGUGUGCAGAGCACUGGACUAAGCGCUUGGCAGCAGCAGCAGCAGCAGCAGGGCAUGUCGCAGAGCGGGGGACUGAACCUGCAGGAGGAAAACCUCCAGGGUUCCUGGGUGGAGCUGCACUUUGGCGGGAACAACCAUGGCGGCGGCGCUGUUCCCGCCUCCGUUUCCGCCUACAACGGGGACAUGGAGAAAAUCCUGCUGGACGCCCAGCACGAGUCGGGGAGAAGCAGUUCCAAGAGUUCUCACUGUGACAGCCCUCCACGCUCACAGACGCCCCUGGACAUUAACAGAGCUUCGGAAACCGACACCCAUAGCAGUGGAGAAAAGAACAGCUCUCAGUCGGAAGAAGACUAUAUCGAGAGGAGGAAAGAAGUAGAAAGCAUCUUGAAGAAAAACUCAGACUGGAUAUGGGAUUGGUCCAGCAGGCCUGAAAACAUCCCGCCCAAGGAAUUUCUCUUCAAACACCCGAGACGCCCGGCAGCCGCCCUCAGCAUGCGGAACACGAGCGUGAUGAAGAAGGGUGGCAUCUUCUCCGCCGAAUUUUUAAAGGUUUUCCUUCCGUCUCUGCUGCUGUCUCACCUGCUGGCCAUCGGACUGGGGAUUUACAUCGGAAGACGCCUGACGCCGUCGACUAGCAGCUACUGAGAGGCCACUGGAGUCCACACACACACCCGCCCCCGGCCAGGCCAAAUGGUCAAACUUGAACCUUAGACAUCUGGCCCGUUGACCCUUGUUUACUCUGUCCUAGCGUAGUCAGACGAGAGAGACACCAUGAAGCCAAGCGUGCGCGCGUUCUCUCUGUCUCACCUCUCCCCUCACCCCCACAGACAUACAUAUCCACAUCCCCCCCCUUCCCCUCCAUUUGAGAUCAGCUUAUUUCAUCCGCGUCGUACUGGUUAGGAUCUGCAUUUCCAGGUAGAGAAGGACCUCUGAAAAGCGUUCGCUGGGAAGUCUGCCCUGACCGGGAUAUGUCUAGAAUGGUAAUAAUAAUAAUAAUGAUGGCGUUUGUUAAGCACUUACUAUGUGCCAAGCAUCGUUCUAAGCGCUGGGGUGGAUAAAAAGUCAUCAGGUUGUCCCAAGUGGGGCUCACGGUCUUAAUCCCUAUUUUACAGAUGAGGGAGCUGAGGCCCAGAGAAGUUAAGUGGCUUGCCCAAAGUCAUCCAGCUGUCGAGUGGUGGAGUCGGGAUUAGAACCCACGACCUCCUACUCCCAAGCCCGGGCUCUUUCCACUAAGCCACAUUGCUUCUCUAGCAACCUUCCAGAACCUUCCCCCAGACCAGGAAACCGCCCCCGACUAUCCUGAUCAAAAUACCAUCUCACGGGGCUCAUCGGAAAGAAUCGACGUGGCUUCGGGGGAUCUGGCCGUUGGCUUAGUGCGAGUCCCCUGAGGACAAUGCUAAAUUCUCUUAUUUGCUUUUCUCAGGCGAAGAGAAGGAAUAUAGGACACAAGCGUAAAAGAUUUCAAAUGAAGUAGACGUGCGCUCAAAACGUAUUUCCUUUGGCAGGGCUGGGACUUUCCUGUCCCGCCACUCCCCGGCCCCUUUUGAAGUCAGCCUUCGAUUUGGGGUAUUUUUUGGGGAAUCUCUACAGUCGAUCUUGGGGUGAAUUGAAGCGUUCUUGCUUUUUAGGUCCUCUCAUAAAGGAGGGUGAGAAAUGAACCACUCUUAGGGUUUUAAAGGAUAAAAGGACAACAGAGGCGUCAGCUUAAAGCUAGCAUCGUUUCUGCUUUUGUUUUUGAAAAGAGGUGGCAACGGCGAUAAACUACACUACCCCCUCUUUUGGGCUUUCCCGUUUCUUAUCCAAGUGUAUCAAAAGGAGUGCCAUAUUU
Molecule: messenger RNA, 1960 nt
Organism: Tachyglossus aculeatus (Australian echidna)
Lineage: Eukaryota; Metazoa; Chordata; Mammalia; Monotremata; Tachyglossidae
Gene: BNIP3
Product: BCL2 interacting protein 3
Exons: 6
Coding region: 187-777 (196 amino acids)
Biological process (GO): positive regulation of apoptotic process; mitochondrial outer membrane permeabilization
Cellular component (GO): nucleus; mitochondrial envelope; mitochondrial outer membrane
Source: RefSeq, a predicted model, not a curated record